CGGGGACCCUGCGCAGCGAACGGAAAGCCGGCCGGCGCACACGGCACCCAUCUGAUCGCAGUGAGAGUAGAGCUCCAGACAGGUCCGGAACACGGAAGUGGAAAUCCCCCCGGUUUUAUUCGAGCACCGUAACGGACACCUCCGACCGUGACCCCGAUUGUCCCCCGGCCCCCCCUUCCCCCUCCUCCCGUCUUCUCCGAUCUUCUCCGACAGAAACCGACAACACAACGCUGUCAAAAUGCCCAACAAGCCCAUCCGUCUGCCGCCGCUGAAGCAGCUGCGCGUUCGCCAGGCCAACAAGGCCGAGGAGAACCCUUGCAUCGCCGUCAUGUCCUCGGUUCUCGCUUGCUGGGCUUCCGCCGGUUACAACUCGGCCGGUUGCGCCACGGUCGAGAACGCCCUGCGCGCGUGCAUGGACGCGCCCAAGCCUGCGCCCAAGCCCAACAACACCAUCAACUACCACUUGUCUCGCUUCCAGGAGAGACUCACUCAGGGCAAGUCCAAGAAAUAAGCGACGACGGGCGUGUACGACUCUGUGCUGUGUCCCGACGACGACAACGAUGACGACAACGACGACGAGGACGAGGACAAGGACGAUAGGAAAGACGAGAGAAGAAAAAAAGACAAACGACACACUCAACCUUAUACAUAAUUUGGGGAUCCAUUCAAGACCGAUCAUAAUUCCCACGCCCCUUCCCCUCCCCCUCCCUCCUCUCAAAGAACUACUACAACCAUGUUGAUAUCCCUGCGACGCCAACGCCAUUGGAUGGAGGAGGCGGGAGGAGUUGGGAGGAUGUUAGAAGAAGAGUUGUCGUGGGAAAAGUUACUGCGUGGGAAACAAUUGAAAGAGGAUUAAGUGGUUUCGAAACAAAAAUUACGAGGCAAGACCAGUUCGCGCCCUGGUGUGAUACCCCCCCAAAAUGGAAGGAAAGCAAGAGAUAGAGAUGGGAGAGGAGGAGGAGAGCGGAAGCAUAUGCACACCAAGACAUGAGCUGGCAUGGCCUACGUACGAUGUGCUGCUGGCGUCUUUCACAAGUCAGUUCGGAUAUCUGGAUGGCCAGCCGUUGAGGGUUGCUUGCUUGCUGCUGUACAAUAUUGUGGCAAUAUUCAAAGGAAAAAAAGCAUUUGGGAGAACUAAGUGAGGCUUAUGCUUAUCCGGGCGUUUUAGUAUAUAUUUGAAUUUUUUCUUUUUUUUUUCCUUAGAGGCAUUGUAACAAUACAACUUACAUACAUCAUAUACUAUAAGUUCAUAAAUUGCCGC
This is a messenger RNA of Neurospora crassa OR74A, 1261 nucleotides long. Its product is annotated as mitochondrial 37S ribosomal protein YmS-T. Gene Ontology annotation, molecular function: structural constituent of ribosome. Bases 239 to 511 code for a protein of 90 amino acids. NCBI's taxonomy places the organism in Eukaryota, Fungi, Ascomycota, Sordariomycetes, Sordariales, Sordariaceae. The transcript has 2 exons. The record is from RefSeq and is a predicted model, not a curated record. Gene Ontology annotation, biological process: mitochondrial translation. Gene Ontology annotation, cellular component: mitochondrial small ribosomal subunit.